CCGUGGAAAUCGGUUCGUGCAUUGAGUGCGUGUAGAGUUAUAGCGUCAGGAAGGAAAACCCGACCUAUUUUUAUAUAGUAGAUAUAAUGAAAUACGAACAAUGAACUAUUAAUAACCCGCAGAACUUAAUUUAUUCAACAAAUUUAAAAUGUAUUAUUUUUAAAAUGAUGCUUAUUCUAUACCUUAUUCUCUACUACACAAGGUUUACAUUCAAAGGUUGUUUUUAAGUAAACAUAAUGCAUAAUGCAUAUGUGCAAUAUAAAAAAAACGAUUUUACCAAUUUAAUGUUAACUUUCUCCUUCACUAUUAGCAGACAAAGCAAUAAAUAACUGCCAAUAACUGAAUAAAAAUUACCAGCCCUAUUUUAAUAGAAAUAAUAUAUUUCAAGAUCCCAGGGUCGCCAGACCUCACCUAUUUGCUGACAAUGAAAUAUUGUGGACGAUUGGGUAGUGUGUAUGUGCUACCAUUGUACGCCUACCCGCUAGCUUGGUCAAUAUAAAUAAGUUUUAGAUAGAAAAUAUGGAAUUACUCGCGCUGGUUUUGCUGAUCACAUUGUCAAGUGCCAAUUCCGGAUCACCGACAUUGCCGGUGCGAGUGUCAGGUGGCCUCCUCAGAGGAUCCGUGGCUCUGGACGGGUCACAUCUCCGCUACACUGGGAUACCAUACGCGACAGCUGAAAGGUUUCAGCCUCCCAACCCAGCCCCAAAAUGGAACGGUACAUUUGAUGCAGUUAUCGAUGAUAAAAAAUGUCCACAAAACUCCACCGAUAAUUUUAUCAUAGGAGACGUGGACUGCCUGUCCUUGAACGUUUACACACCUUUGGAAUCUGAAAAUAAGCUUUACCCUGUUAUGGUAUUCAUUCAUGGUGGUGGUUUCAAAACUGGUUCGGGCACGCCAACUAUUUAUGGACCUGAAAAUUUAGUAAAACGCAAAGUUAUUUUAGUUACAUUUAACUACAGGCUCGGCGUGCUAGGGUUCCUUUGCUUGGGAAUAAAGGAAGCUGCUGGUAAUAUGGGUUUGAAAGAUCAAGUGGAGGCGCUUCGGUGGGUGAAGAAUAAUAUCAGAGCUUUUGGAGGAGAUCCUGAUAACAUAACAUUAUUUGGUGAGAGUUCCGGCGCUGCAUCAGUAGUCUAUCACAUGUUAUCUCCCAUGUCAGCGGGUCUCUUCAAUAGAGCUAUUAUUGAGAGUGGAUCAGCAGUGUCAUAUUCGAAUGGACAAUUCGAGCCGAAAAAAAUAGCAUUCAGAUUGGCAGCACAAAUGGAAAUCAACACAAGAGACGUGCAUGAGUUAGUAAAUAUAUUUAAACAAAAAACAAUUAAAGAGUUACUGAGCGCUAAGGUGCCCAGGAAUACUGGUAAUAUUGUACAAUCAGAAAAUGUUUUUGUUCCUUGUAUUGAAGAAACUAUAGAAGGAUCAGAACCGUUUAUAACGGAAAGUCCGUAUAAUAUAAUUAAUAGUGGUAAAUUCAAUAAAGUUCCUGUGAUAAUGGGCUUCAACAGUGCAGAAGGUUACUUAUUUGUAGGGAAGGAAACUUCACGCCAAAGAAACGAGUUCAACUUUAUAAGUGCGUUACCGAGAGAUUUAAUAUUCCCGUCUGCAGCUGAAAAAGAAGCAACUGCAUCUAAAUUGAAAGAACUAUAUCAAGAUGGUGAACGAAUAAGUGUACUUUCUUUGGCAAAAUACGAAGGUGACGCUGGUAUUAAAUACCCUGUUAUAGCCACGAUAGAUCUUUUGCUUAAGAAUAUGGAAGAACCAGUAUAUGUUUACAAAUUUGCAUAUAGUGGUUUAUUGAAUCUGUUAAAAAUUCGUUAUGGAUUUGGUGCUUAUCCUGGAGCGACCCAUACUGAUGAAUUACCUUAUAUAUUUAAAACAGAAGGCACAACGGUAUUGUCGAUUUUGGAAAUGAAUAUGAUUGGCAAAUUGACUCUUAUUUGGACAAACUUCGCUAAAUACGAUGACCCGACGCCUGAAGAAACUGCAUUAGUUCCUAUGACGUGGCAACCAGCCAAUCUUCCCGACCCUCAACUUAUGGUCAUCGAUAGGCAAUUAUCCACGGAAAAACUAUGGAAUGAUAGAGAUAUUUUAUUCUGGAAUGAAACUUACUCACAUUACAGAAGAACAUCAUAAAAUCUCGCCCUUUAUACCAGUUUGAAGCAUACCCCAGUAUACACUAAAAUCCAAAAAAUUUAAAUAUUGAAAAUAAAUGAUUAAACUGUAAAUAAAUACAUUUCAAUUAUAAAUUUAACAUAAGUUAAUCCAUAUUAUGUGGUUUCAAUAACAAGCAUUUUUAAAUUUUAA
Molecule: messenger RNA, 2298 nt
Organism: Colias croceus (clouded yellow)
Lineage: Eukaryota; Metazoa; Arthropoda; Insecta; Lepidoptera; Pieridae
Product: esterase FE4-like
Exons: 4
Coding region: 520-2127 (535 amino acids)
Source: RefSeq, a predicted model, not a curated record